Molecule: messenger RNA, 252 nt
Organism: Miscanthus lutarioriparius
Lineage: Eukaryota; Viridiplantae; Streptophyta; Magnoliopsida; Poales; Poaceae
Source: the annotation of a GenBank genome assembly
AUGGCGGAUUAUCUUGGCGACGAGGCGGUGCCGGUGGUGUGCGACAACGGGACGGGCAUGGUGAAGGCCGGGUUUGCCGGCGACAACACACCGCGGGCGGUGUUCCCGAGCAUGGUGGGUCGUCCGCGUCACAGGGGCGCGAUGGUGGGGACUGGGGAUGGGCCACAGGGAGGAAACGAGCUGUGCGUGGCGGCAGAGGAGCACUCGGUCCUCCUCACCGAGGCGGCGCUCAACCCCAAGGCCAACCGCUAG